AUGAGAGAAGUGAUUUCUUUGAACGUCGGCCAGGCGGGCUGCCAGAUUGCGAACUCCUCCUGGGAGCUAUAUUGCCUCGAACACGGAAUCCAGCCUGACGGUUAUCUGACUGAAGAACGCAAAGCCGAGGAUCCAGAUGAGAGAGUAUUCCAUACCUUCUUCUCCGAGACCGGAAACGGGAAAUAUGUCCCCAGGACGAUAUACUGUGAUCUCGAACCCAAUGUCGUCGACGAAGUUCGAACCGGUACCUAUCGCCAACUCUUUCACCCUGGUCAGAUGAUCACGGGAAAGGAGGAUGCUUCGAACAAUUUUGCUCGAGGGCAUUAUACAAUUGGAAGAGAGAUAAUUGACCAAGUCAUGGAUAGUAUCAACCGUCUUGCUGAGAACUGUGAUGAUCUGCAAGGAUUCUUACUUUUCCAUUCCUUGGGCGGUGGUACCGGUUCGGGUUUCGGUACCCUCUUGCUGGAACGUUUAGCCAUGCAAUUUGCAAAGAAGAGCAAGCUUGAGUUCUGCGUUUAUCCUGCUCCCAACCUGUCAACUUCAGUGGUCGAGCCGUACAACUCAGUGCUAGCCACGAGCUCGACGAUGGAGCUAUCAGACUGCAGCUUCAUCCUAGACAACGAAGCCAUCUAUGAUAUCUGCACUAAACAGCUCACCAUUGAGCGGCCGGGCUUGGAAAACUUGAAUCGUCUUGUUGCACAAGUUGUCUCUUCGGUUACUGCAUCUGUCCGUUUCGGUGGCCACCUUAACGUCGACCUGGCUGAAUUCCAAACUAAUCUCGUUCCAUUCCCUCGUGUUCACUUCCCCAUGUUUGCCUACGCACCCAUCGCCCAGGACUCGAGGGCAACCCACGAGACAAACACUAUCCGUGAAAUGACCUUGGCUUGUUUCGAUCCAAGCAACCAGAUGGUCAAAUGCAACCCGCAAAAUGGCAAAUACAUGGCGACCUGUCUGCUCUACCGUGGCGACAUCGUCCCCAAGGAAGUCCACUCGGCCGUUGCCGUUGCCAGGACCAAGCAGACUAUCCAGUUUGUUGACUGGUGUCCUACCGGUUUCAAGAUCGGUAUCUGCGAUAAGCCUCCGCAACAUGUGCCAAACGGUGACAUGGCAAAGACUGACCGUGCAGUGUGCAUGCUUUCCAACACAACUGCUAUCGGAGAAGCAUGGACAUCUCUCUGCCGCAAGUUCGACCUCAUGUACUCCAAGCAAGCCUUUGUCCACUGGUUCGUCGGAGAAGGUAUGGAAAUGGGUGAGUUCACUGAAUCUCGUGAAAAUCUAGCGGCACUGGAGCGUGACUACCAAGAAAUCGCCCAAGGCGACGAUGACGAAAAACCUGAGCAGGAGUACUAA
Messenger RNA from Microsporum canis CBS 113480, 1350 nucleotides. Its product is annotated as tubulin alpha chain. The record is from RefSeq and is a predicted model, not a curated record. Gene Ontology annotation, biological process: microtubule cytoskeleton organization; nuclear division; mitotic cell cycle. The coding region runs from base 1 to 1350 and encodes 449 amino acids. Gene Ontology annotation, molecular function: GTP binding; structural constituent of cytoskeleton. Gene Ontology annotation, cellular component: cytoplasm; microtubule; spindle. The transcript is spliced from 7 exons. NCBI's taxonomy places the organism in Eukaryota, Fungi, Ascomycota, Eurotiomycetes, Onygenales, Arthrodermataceae.